Pungitius pungitius (ninespine stickleback) is the source of this 4656-nucleotide messenger RNA. RefSeq names its product cyclin dependent kinase 17 (gene cdk17). The transcript has 17 exons. The coding region runs from base 332 to 1915 and encodes 527 amino acids. Gene Ontology annotation, cellular component: nucleus; cytoplasm. Gene Ontology annotation, biological process: protein phosphorylation. Lineage: Eukaryota; Metazoa; Chordata; Actinopteri; Perciformes; Gasterosteidae. Gene Ontology annotation, molecular function: cyclin-dependent protein serine/threonine kinase activity; ATP binding. The record is from RefSeq and is a predicted model, not a curated record.
UUUACACCCCUCCCUUCUCUUCAGUCGACACAGAUCCUCCUCCAGCCUCUUUAAACUGCUUUCACCCCCACAUAAACAAUAUUUUUUUUUGGGGGGGGGGGGUGUUCAGUCUCAGGCGCCCUGUCCUCCAGCCCCUCACAUGUAUCCGUGUGUCUUGGAGGAUAUUUCUCUUUCGUCUGGAGCCGAAACCGAACACGGACGGAACUGUGUUCCGAGCUAACGUUCCUUUGGUGGGCGAAGGAAGCGGAGGAGCGCGCCCGGGCCUGGCUGCUCCGGAGAGACGGCGUGAAUCGACGGAAUUCACCCUAUUCAGGCCACACGCCGCCCUGCUAUGGAGAAGAUGAAGAAGAUUAAGAAGCGGCUGUCGUUGACGCUGCACACCAGUCAGACCAUCGACGAGUCGCUGUCUGAGCUGGCCGAGCAGAUGACCAUCGAUGACGGCGGCACCAAGGACAACGAGCCCUUCAUGAGGAACGGGCGCCCCCCCACCUCGCACAGCAUGCACUCCUUCCUGCACCAGUAUACCGGCUCCUUCAAGAAGCCCCCCCUCCGCCGGCCGCACAGUGUCAUCGGCGGCAGCCUGGGGUCCUUCAUGGCCAUGCCUCGCAACGGCAGCCGUCUAGAUAUUGUGCACGAGAACUUGAAGAUGGGCUCUGAUGGGGAGAGCGACCAGGCGUCGGGGACGUCCUCAGACGAGGUUCAGUCUCCGACUGGCGUCUGCCUGAGAAACCGCCUCCACCGGAGGAUCUCCAUGGAGGACCUCAACAAGCGCCUGUCCCUGCCGGCCGACAUCCGAAUCCCAGACGGGUACCUGGAGAAGCUGCAGCUCAGCAGCCCGCACUUCGACCAGCCGCUCAGCCGGCGCUCCCGCAGAGCCUCGCUGUCGGAGAUCGGUUUUGGCAAGUUGGAGACGUACAUUAAGCUGGACAAACUGGGGGAGGGAACCUACGCCACAGUGUUCAAGGGGCGCAGCAAGCUGACGGACAACCUGGUGGCACUGAAGGAGAUCCGGCUCGAGCACGAGGAGGGGGCGCCAUGCACCGCCAUCAGAGAAGUGUCGUUACUGAAGGACCUCAAACACGCCAACAUCGUGACGCUUCACGACAUCGUCCACACUGACAAAAGCCUCACGCUCGUCUUCGAGUAUCUGGACAAGGACCUGAAGCAGUACAUGGACGACUGUGGGAACAUAAUGAGCAUGCACAAUGUGAAGGUUUUCCUGUUCCAGAUUUUGCGAGGGCUGUCGUAUUGUCAUAAGAGGAAAGUUCUCCACAGGGACCUGAAGCCCCAGAACCUCCUCAUCAACGAAAAGGGAGAACUCAAACUAGCUGAUUUCGGGCUGGCGAGGGCCAAGUCCGUCCCAACCAAAACCUACUCCAACGAGGUGGUGACUCUUUGGUACCGGCCCCCUGAUGUUCUGCUGGGAUCCUCCGAGUACUCGACACAGAUCGACAUGUGGGGGGUUGGCUGCAUAUUCUAUGAGAUGGCUGCAGGUCGGCCGUUGUUUCCCGGCUCCACGGUGGAAGACGAGCUGCACCUCAUCUUCAGGUUACUGGGCACGCCAAAGGAGGAGAACUGGCCAGGGAUCUCCUCCAUCGAAGAGUUUAAAUCCCACAACUUCCCCAAAUACAAGCCCCAGCCGCUAAUCAACCACGCUCCCAGGCUGGACGGCGAAGGCAUUGAGCUGCUGCUGGCUUUCCUCAGAUACGAAUCCAAGAAGAGGAUUUCAGCUGAAGAGGCCAUGAAACAUUCCCACUUCCGGCAGCUCGGGACGAGAGUUCACACACUGCCUGAAAGUGUUUCAAUUUUCACAUUAAAGGAAGUGCAGCUGCAGAGGGACCCUGGUUACAGGAACUCCUCUUACCCGGAGUCAGGUAACGGCAAGAUCAACAGGAGGCAGAGCAUGCUCUUCUAAUGUCUGGUGAAGAAGAUGGUCGGCUACCCACCUUCAUCACUUCCCACCAACCUCUCGCAUGAGCCCACCUCCCCUUUGUACCUGCACACACACAUGAACACGCACACACACCCCUCCGAGCUUGUGACUCUGGGUUAAAUCUAUUUGGAAACUGUGUUUAUUUAUUGGGGGGAUUUGAGAUUGAAUUAUUUGCUGCUAAACUACUACUGUCUGUAUUUAACACACCGUGUGUGUGUGUGUGUGUGUGUGCAUGAUGUGAACUCGAGACGCCAUGCACAGUUAUGCAGUCAGAAAGGUGACUAUUGUUUUACUCCUGACGACGAUUCUCCGGCUUCAUUUGAGUUAGAAUUUCACUGAUGUCGGCGCUGUGAUCCAAGUUGUUGUUGUCGUGCUUGGAGACCAAAACGCUUCAGCUUCUUUAAUUUUCUUUCUUUUAUAAAUAUGUAUAUUUUUAUCUAUAUAUUUGGAGUUUGUUUUGUUUGUCUUUGAGCUUCCGUGACUGAAUUCCACGACGUUUCCAAAUUCAAACAGGCCGUGACGUGAGAUGGCGGGGGCAGAAAUGACGGUGCCUCAGGAUUCCUCGUCGUUUCAAUAACAUUUCAGUUUACCUUUCUUCUAGAGCCCUGGGGGGGUUGCACUGUGGCUCAAACAGCAGGACUUUGAGCUGAUUAUGGCAGCAUUUAUAAGUUGAUGGUUUAAGAAGCACACGGUCCAAUCAACUUCUUCUUUUUUGUCCUGUUUGACCAUCCAGCAAUGGGACCAAAUGGAGGAGAGGGGGCGCGGGGCUGGGUGUGCGCAGUUGAAAGAGGAAUGUUAGAGCUGAACAGGAAGUGACGUCCCACAGGAAGCCUUCAAACCUUCCCUGAGACCUCUCAAAAAACUGCCAGCACUUUAGUGCUUAAAAAAAAAUGCAAGCUACACUUUCUUUGUCGGUGCUUUGGAAUCUCACUGCAGUAAAUGUGUUUUUUAAAUGACCCCUCAACGUGAUGUUUUUGGAAUCAGGGGCCGGUGCCCAAUAGUAUUAAGAGGUGUCCUCUGUGUCUGGGACCCUCGGACUUCUCCAGUGUGGCUUCCAAAGCCAUAUGGUUGUUUUCCACUUGGCUAGGUUAGACCACUGCUCUCUGGCAUUUGUACACAAGAUUAAAAACAAUUUCAAAUUGAAAUAUUCGGUUUAACUGCCCGAUGUGUUGUUUGCGACUGACAGUGAUGCUACAGAUGAAGCCGGUUGAGAAGUCUCACUUUUCACUGCAUGUUUACUGAAGCAAAUAGAAGCUCUCCCAAAAUCACUGGGAAAAGCUGGUGUGCUUUCCAUCCCUGUUUUGAAUUAUUUUUGGUGUAUUCUCAUCUGAUUCAGAUAAUUCCAGCAGCUAUGUGCUGGCAAAAAGUGCUUUUCAGGAAUGUCUGACAUUUUGUGUGAGAGUUGAGGGAUGCCCCUCUUUGUACAGUAAGUAUGAAGCUCGCCGCAGGAGCCAGUUCUGCUUAUUUGAGCGUGAAGACUUGAACCGAGGCUAACCUGGCUUCGUCCAAUGGUUACACAUCUGCCUUUAUUUUAUUUUCACGUUCUCUUUUAUUUGUGCUAAGCUAUCUUGACCAGCUGCUGGUCCCAGCCACAUGUUGAUUGUGCACACUCCAGUUGUGGUACUUUUUGUCUACCCGUCGGCAAGAAAACAAAUCGUCUUAUUCCCCCAAAUGUUUCAACACUCACAGUAGCAUAUAAGUUGCACUGAAUUACACCAGGAAUGCAUCACAAGUAAUGCAUCACAAGUUGAAGAGUGUGAGAAGAUCUUAGCUGUGCUAUUCUGUUACUGCAGAGCUCUUUCGUUCAACAUCUACACGAAAAUUUCAAAUUCAUUUUGCAGAAGCUGCAGAGAUUUUUGCUGAUUGGGUAGAACAUGCCAGACAAAUGUUGGAAGCAUGACUAAUGGUUUACUCAUUAAUAGCCUAGAGAAUUAAUGUAUAAACAAUUAACUUUAUCUUUAUCAGUUUGCAGCUAACAGUGUAAUAGUCCUGUAAACAUACUAAUUAAAUCCUUUGGAAGGAUAGUUCCUCUUUCACAAUGUUUUAGAGUAUAUAUUGUGAGUUCAUAAUUGAACAACCAGAGCUUGCUACAAACAAAUGCAGAUGGAAGAUUUACAUUUUAAAUAAUGUAACAAUUAUUGUUGUACUCACAGGACAAAUUGUCAUUAUAUUAAUGGUGUACAUCCUGUAUUACAUUGACCCCUUCCCCAAAUUAUUUCUCCAUAGGUAGCUUUAAAAUGAGAAAACAUUUUUCUUCUCCUCAUGUUGUAUUUCACGUGAUCUGCUUCAGUGUGUUUGAAUGCUUCACUGAAACUUUAUCACACUGGAUUUGGAAUAAACCGUCUUCUGUUUGUCAUUCAUGUCGCUUUAAUUACUCCUAUGAAUGCAGGAUUAUUCCACCAUUAACUGCAAACUAUGUCAAUAAUACCUUCUUUUUUUAACAUGAGCAGCUGUGACAUGCACAAAAGGAGAUUUCUGCAACCGCUAAAUGUUUAAUAUUGUAAAACUGUAAAACCUUUUCAAAUGUAUAAAUUACCUGAAUUUAUGUGAACGUGUGUGUGAGUGUGUAUGUGUGGCUGAUGCAUGGAAGGCCUGCUGUGUUGUGUAUUCGACCUCUGAAACACUGAGCCGCCGGUGAAGAGUUGGUGUGUGUGUGUGACUCUUUUUACUGGAACUAUUUAUUUCUCAUAACCAUUGAAAGUAAAUUUAAUCUGUUUCAUAAA